Daldinia caldariorum is the source of this 1320-nucleotide messenger RNA. RefSeq names its product DUF676-domain-containing protein. Bases 1 to 1320 code for a protein of 439 amino acids. Gene Ontology annotation, molecular function: monoacylglycerol lipase activity. NCBI's taxonomy places the organism in Eukaryota, Fungi, Ascomycota, Sordariomycetes, Xylariales, Hypoxylaceae. The transcript has 3 exons. The record is from RefSeq and is a predicted model, not a curated record.
AUGGAAUAUACCGGUGGUAGUUUUAAAGCAAAUCAUCUCUGCGUGCUCGUUCAUGGGCUAUGGGGAAACCCGGACCACAUGAGAUCGGUCGCGAAAGCGCUGAGAGACGCCUAUUCCGAAGAGAAACUCUACCUCCUGGUCGCUAAGCGGAAUACUGGUAGCUUCACUUACGAUGGCAUCGAACUCGGCGGGGAGCGCGUGUGCCUCGAGAUCGAAGAGGAACUGGAAAAGAUAAAGAGUAACGGUGGUAAAAUAACCAAGAUCAGCAUUGUUGGAUAUUCCUUAGGAGGUCUUGUUUCCCGUUAUGCCGUUGGACUACUCGAGAUGAGGGGCUUGUUUAACGGGAUCGAGCCGAUGAACUUUGUAACAUUCGCUUCGCCGCAUCUCGGUGUCCGCUCUCCUCUAAAAGGGUGGGCCAACCAAGUUUGGAACGUCCUGGGCGCACGUAUGCUGUGCAUGUCUGGGAGACAGUUGUUCAUAAUUGACAAGUUCCGCGAUACUGGCCGACCGUUACUUGAGGUGCUUGCCGACCCGGAGUCCAUCUUCAUAUCCGGUUUAAGGAAAUUCAAGCGACGAACGCUCUAUGCCAAUAUCACUAACGAUCGAAGCGCAGUCUAUUACACUACAUGCAUAGCUAAGACAGACCCUUAUACAGACCUUAGUAAAGUUAAGGCCAACUUCGUUGAGGGCUAUGACAGCGUCAUUCUAGACCCUUUAAAUCCGGUCACGCCCUUGGUUUCUCAUGGUGAUGAUAAACCGAUGGCCGACAUUAUUGCAGGGGCUCCAAGGGAUCUACGGUUGACCAUAUUUCUAGCUACGGUAAUUGCUAUUCUCCCUCUUGGUAUUGUUGCGUUAGUGGCCAACUCGAUCAUACAAACUUUCCGCAGUGCGAAGCGUAUCAGGCUCCAUGAAUCGGGACUUGCAGGCAUCCAGGUUACGAACUACCGAAGUCCCAUCUGGAUAAAGGACAUCCGCGGUACAGUAGAAGAUAUAUAUGAAAGUCUGAACAACUCACAGAGAGAGUCGUACCUACGAGCAUCAGACGGCGAGCAACAUUCCAAGCAACUCAACAAGGCCGAGGCGGGGAUCAUAGCUAUGGAACGAAAGAAAUCACACCCCCAGUUUCCAACCCUGGCUCUAGCGCCUUCUCAGUUCGUGAUGAUCAAUGAGCUGGACAAGGUCGGUUGGCGCAAAUAUCCCGUGUGGAUUCAUCAUGAUAAUCACAGCCAUGCUGCUAUAAUUGUGCGAUCCGACACCCCACGGUUUAAAGACGGUCUUGUUGUACUUCGACACUGGAUCACUGAGGAAUUCCUAAUCUAA